Molecule: messenger RNA, 553 nt
Organism: Bemisia tabaci
Lineage: Eukaryota; Metazoa; Arthropoda; Insecta; Hemiptera; Aleyrodidae
Gene: ATPsynE
Product: ATP synthase, subunit E
Biological process (GO): proton motive force-driven ATP synthesis
Cellular component (GO): proton-transporting ATP synthase complex
Molecular function (GO): proton transmembrane transporter activity
Source: RefSeq, a predicted model, not a curated record
UGGUACUGAUGGGCAAUUGAACGAAGUGAAUAAGUAAAGUAACCUUUACCUUCACAUUUUCGUUUUUUCGGGGCUGGUGAAGUUUAAUUUUCCUGCUCCAGAAUGUCGGCCGAAGCAUCCUUUCCUCCGAUGCGGGAGUACAAACCUCCAGUCAGCGUUUCACCAUUGAUCAAAUUCAGCCGAUGGAGCGCCCUGAUUUUGGGAGUGGUCUACGGUGCUACUCGACACAGCUACCUUCAAAGGAAAGAAGACAACAUGCGAGAAACUGUGGAAAGGGAAAGAGCCCUCAGGAAGGCAUUGCGCGAAGAGGAGAAGAAACUUAAACUAAAGAACGAAUUGGCCGAUCUUGCUAAGCAAGUUGGUAUGGAGAAAAUAUAAACAUUCUUCCCUCCUUCUUGGGCGUUUUAAGUUGUAAGUUUAGUGAUUUUUAUUUUUAAGUAAUCUUCUAAUGAAUCCUUUAAUUUUGAGUUCAUUUGCACUCCUACCUGUUAAACCAUUUCUCUGUAAAAUAUCCUUUUGUUAUUAAAAAUAAUAAAACAGUAACUAAAAUAGA